Messenger RNA from Pleuronectes platessa (European plaice), 1773 nucleotides. Its product is annotated as piggyBac transposable element-derived protein 4. NCBI's taxonomy places the organism in Eukaryota, Metazoa, Chordata, Actinopteri, Pleuronectiformes, Pleuronectidae. The transcript is spliced from 4 exons. The coding region runs from base 1 to 1773 and encodes 590 amino acids. The record is from RefSeq and is a predicted model, not a curated record.
AUGCAUCCGUGGUACAAGUCGGUACAACACCGUGCCGUUGUCCCUGACGAGGUCACGCGAUGUCACGUCAAGAGCGUUUCACCAGAGACCAGGUUCUCCAACAGCUGUUCUCCUGGCGACAAUCCUCUGAACAGGUCCUCCGCUCUGCCCGUCGGGGUCCCUUACCCGGAUCCCACGACGCACGCGACAUCCGGCGUCAGCGACGCGGUCUCAACGUUCGGCCUGUUCGUCACGCCGACGGUAGAGAACAUCGUCCUGGAGAUGACUAAUCUGGAGGGUCGUCGGAAAUACGGCGACGGCUGGAAAGGGAUGGACGCGACCGACCUGCGCGCCUACGUGGGGCUGCUGAUCUUGGCGGGCAUGUACAGGUCCCGGGGCGAGGCAGCCGCCAGCCUGUGGGACGCCGAGAGCGGCCGCGCGAUAUUCCGCGCCACGAUGCCCCUGAAGGUCUUUCACACGUACUCCAGACUGCUGCGAUUCGACGACCGCGAGACGAGACACGAGAGACGCGCCUCCGACAAAUUGGCGGCCGUGCGAGAGGUCUGGGACGCUUGGGCGGCGAGGCUGCCGCUCCUCUACAACACGGGGCCCGAAGUGACCGUGGACGAGCAACUGGUUCCGUUCAGAGGCCGCUGUCCUUUCCGACAGUACAUGCCCAGCAAGCCGGCGAAAUACGGGAUCAAGUCGUGGGUGGCGUGCGACGCCAGAUCAAGCUACGCUUGGAAGAUGCAAGUCUACACCGGAAAGCCGAGCGGCGGGCGUCCGGAGAGGAACCUGGGGCUGCGGGUCGUGCUCGACCUCACGGAGGGACUGAGCGGGCGCAACGUCACGUGCGACAAUUACUUCACCUCCUACGAACUCGCGCGGCAGCUCCUGGAGAGGAACGUCACCGUGGUCGGCACGGUUCGGAAGAACAAGCCCGAGCUCCCGCCCCGGCUGCUCGCCGUCAAGGGACGAGCGGCGUUCUCCUCCGUGUUCGCCUUCACGCCCGCCGCCACUCUGGUGUCGUACGUCCCGAGGAAGAAAAACAGGAACGUGGUGCUCCUGAGCACGCGGCACUCGGAGGCCGACGUCAGCUACCGCGCGGACGGCAAACCGGUCGUCGUCCUGGACUACAACCGCAACAAAGGAGGCGUGGACAACCUGGACAAGGUGAUCGGAACGUACAGCUGCAGGAGGAUGACCGCGCGCUGGCCCCUGGUCGUCUUCCACAACAUCCUCGACGUCUCUUCCUACAACGCCUUUGUGAUAUGGCGAGAGGUCAACCCCGACUGGAUGCCGGGCAAGCGGAAAAAGCGCAGGGUGUUCCUUGAGUGGCUAGGAAAGGCUCUCGUGGCGCCUUACAUCGCGCGGCGGGAGCGCGUUCCACGCACCGAGGCGUCCGCCGCGGUCGUGAAGGCCGUGAAAGUGGCCGCGGCCGCCGCAGCCGCCGCCGAGCAGAGAGACGAUGACAGCGACCGAGACGACGCUCGGCCCGAGCGUCCGGCUGCCCCUCCGGCCCUAGUCCCGCAGCGACAAGAACAAAGACAGCAACAACGACAGCAACAGCAACAAUCCCAGGGUCCGGCCUCCAGUCUAGCCCUGGCCGUCGCGGCCGCCGCGGCCCCGCUCGCCGCGAAACAGGCUCGAGGACACGACGCGGGAAACCGGACAGGCCCGGCUCCGCGAGUCUCAGGGUCACGGGGACGCCGAUGGGAGAGACGGUCCUCAACGCGAGCGGCCGCGCAAGCCCCUCAGCGCGAGCCUUCGGGUCUCAGAGACCAAGGUCGAUGA